UCUCUUCGUGAUUCAUUCCAGUUGGGAUGAGGAGGGAUGCUAGGGAAAUGGUUGUCAUCGCGGGAUAAUGAUGCUUCAGAGGGUUUCAUCGUCAAUAUGGGGAAGGAAUGGCGAUGGCAAGGCCAGUCUAUGAGGUGAUGUCAGCUGGAACGAGAAUAGAAUAAGACUGUUAUUUGACAGAGAGCGAUGGCUUUUCCAAGGAUUCUGCACUGGUGAAGACGUUUGGCUGCCAAGUCCUUCCUCAGUAGGCUACCUGUAGUUCAAUAUCAGGGCUGUCAGUGACUUUUGCACGUGAGCCUGGCCUACAGGAGUGCAUGAUAAACCCAUUUGCAAACUGCACCUCCAAAUUCUCCAAAAGUCCUCUGUGGAUUCUGCUGACCCAUUCAGUCAAGGGCAGACAGGGGAGGAAUUUGGAUUUCUGAUUUCUCGAAGGGAAAGUGAACGAAACAGUCAUCAAGAUGUUUUCUGCACUAAAGAAACUUGUUGGCUCUGAGGGAGGGCAACUGAGGGAGAGAAAUAUCCCAGCUGGCCUGCAGUCAAUGAACCAGAGUCUUCAGCGGCGCUUUGCCAAGGGCGUGCAGUAUAACAUGAAGAUUGUCAUCCGUGGGGACCGGAAUACUGGCAAGAGUGCUUUAUGGCACCGGCUGCAGGGGAAGAAGUUUAUCGAGGAGUAUAUACCCACCCAGGAAAUCCAGGUCACCAGUAUACAUUGGAACUACAAAACAACAGACGACGUGGUGAAAGUGGAGGUGUGGGAUGUGGUGGACAAAGCAGGGAAAGGCAAAAAGCGAGGGGACAACCUGAAACUGGAGAACGAGCCUCAGGAGUCGGAAGCCGAGAUGGCCCUGGAUGCCGAGUUCCUGGAUGUUUAUAAGAACUGUAAUGGGGUGAUCAUGAUGUUCGACAUCACAAAGCAGUGGACCUUCAAUUACAUCAUGAGGGAGCUGCCCAAAGUGCCCAUGCACGUGCCGGUGUGUGUGCUCGGUAACCAGAGGGACAUGGGCGAGCACCGGGUCAUCCUGCCCGACGACACGCGGGACUUCAUCUCCAGCCUCAACAGGCCUCGAGGCUCCUCGUACAUUCAUUACGCCGAGUCGUCCAUGAAGAACGGCUUUGGGCUGAAGUACCUGCAUCGCUUCUUCAACAUCCCCUUCCUGCAGCUACAGAGAGAGACGCUCCUGAGGCAGCUGGAGACAAACCAACUGGACAUCGACGCCACUCUGGAGGAGCUCAACGUCCAGCAGGAGACGGAGGAUCAGAACUAUGAAAUAUUCAUGGAUAUGAUGGAGGCCCGCGGGAAGGGCUACAACUCGCCGGGCCCAACCAACGGCCAGAGCCCCUCCUCGGGCUCCCAGUCGCCCGUGGUGCCCCCGGGGGCCGCCUCGCCUAGCGUGUCCAGCCCCAGCACCCCCCAGGCUCCGCCGCAGACGCAGCCCAUCCCGGUGCCCCACCCGGCCAGCGCACCCCGUGCCCCUCCGCAGGCGGCCGCUCCUCAGCUGGCCACUCCGACGCAGGCGGUGGCGCCGUCGCACCCAGUGCAGCAGCUCCACGCCGAGCCACCCGUCGCCUCGUCUCCACCCACCUCUGCUGCUGCUGCUGCUCCGCCCCAGAAACGAGGCUUCAUGUCCCGCCUGUUUGGGGGCGCCGCCGCUCCCGAACAAACCCCAGACUUGGGGACAUCAGGCACUUCACAGCCCACAGGCAAGGUGCAGAGUGUGGAUGACUUCAUGCCAGAGUUGGGCUUGGACAAGAGCUUCCUGGAGGACGGUGGCACCAGCGCUGCCAAGUCCAGGCAGAAAGCCCGACAUACUGCUACUCUGGAUAGUGACAGUGACGGGGAGGGCAGAGGAGGCAACCCCCUGGUCUCUGGUUUCCAGGACGACCUGGACCCUGAUGACAGAGUGGCGGCAGCGCAGCCGUUACCGCAGGUGGCCGCCCCGAGUCUGGACGUCACGCUGACCAGCGAUGAGGAGGAGGUGAAGCCCUCCACCGCCGCAGCAGCAGCCUAUCAGGACAAAAGAGGCUCGUCUGCGGGGGCGGACUUGAAGGGGUUCUCCAUGAACUCUGUGCUGAAGCCCCAACCAGCGAAGACCAAAGCGGUCGAGAGGCCGGCCACUCUCAAGACCAAGGCCGCCUCCCCGGCGCCGCAGCGGCAGGCUAAGAAGACAGGGGGCGCUGUGGAGGCCGAGUCCUCUGACUCGGACCAUGGUGGGCCUGUUGCCAAGCAGAUGCUCUCGUUCGUCAUGGACGACCCCGACUUUGAGAGUGAGGAUGUGGAGAUCCCAAAGACCAAAAAGGAAUCUUUCCCAGGGCCGGAUGACCUCUCGGACAGGUCAGAUGACUGUUUUGGCCUGACGGGACACCCUGAGCCGCCUAAAGCCAGCGCCCUGUCCUUCAAGAGCCACAACAGUGACAUUGACCUGUUCGGCCUGGCCUUCAAUGAGACGCCAUCCAAGAGCAAAGACAGCAGCGAGGACCAAGAAGACAACGAGAGCAGACACUCCGGAAAAGAGAAGAAGAAGAAGAAAAAGAAGAGCAAAGAGGAGGAGGAGAAGAGCAGUAAGAAACGACACAAACACAAGAAGAAGGAGAGGGAGGACUCGGGAACGGGUGAUGAAAAAGACAAGGAGAAGGAGAAGGAGAAGAAGAAGAAGAAGUCGAAGACCAAGAAGGCAUCCAACGUGGACGACCUGGAGGCUUUCCUGGCUGGAGGGGACGGGCCAAGCAGGAGUGGGGGCGGAGACUACGAGGAGCUCUAGAACUCUCAAGUGUCCAAUCAGGGUUUUCGUUUUGUUUUGUUUUUUGCAUCAGGGGUGUGGCCACGACCCAUUUGUUGGACUUUUCAUUGUGCAGAUUCAUUUCACCUUACCUGAUUUUGUGGUGCCUACAUUUUUCGAUUCUUUCAAAUGUCCUGUUUUCAAGUUAAUAUUUUCAUGUUUCUCUUUUAUCACAUAGGAUAUAGUCUCCCAAUAAGUCUAGGGGGUCAGUUAUCAUGAAAUCAAAUUUUAGCCCAUCCUCUCACUAGUAAAUACUUCAUAAAUUUUCCCAAAUAUAAAUUCAUCUAUUUCAACGUUUGAAUGAAAAAGAUAAGUAAAUUCCCAGCAGUGAUUCAGCCCGAGUUUUAUAUUUAGCUAAAGCACAUAAACUUCAGUAUCACGCUCCAGCUUACAGCAAACAAUAUUUAUUUUACAGUUAGCUUACCUAAUAGAACGUAAAUAGUGUGCCACUUGCACAUACUCUGAAAUCUCUGCUGAGCAUUUUGUUCAGCUAUCAUUGGCCAUUAGCCGUCUUCCUCACGAAAAUAAUGAAACAAACCUCUCUGAUGGCGAUUGCUGUUUGAAGACAGAUUUUUUUCCAGAGCUCUUCUCUCUCUUCUUGCAUUCCUUCCAUUGAUCAAAUGCCUUAACUGAAGCGUAACUCUUACACCAUCAGGACAGAAGCCUUUCUAAAACAGUGCUCUACUACGCAGAAGUGCUGUUUGUAGCUUACAGUAAAACAACAGCCAAGCUAAGCGAAGUACGUACCGUAAUUUCCAUAGCGUUGGCCCAUUUAGAUUUUUUUAAACAUGUUUUAAAGUCCCCUUUAGAGAAAAAAAAACAGUUUAGUAAAAAGAAGCUGGUCUGUCCCAUAUGAAGUCACACUUUCAUUUAUAUCAGUAGAGAGAGGUGUUAGACUGACCGUAAUUAUAACCAGUUAGCGCUGAUAGCAUCAUUUGUGCCCAUAUUUUUUUCUAUCUCCCUUGUGGAGAAUAUGAUUGUUGGCAUUUUUAGACACGUUAAAUGCUAAUUAUCUUGACCUAAUUCAUCCAGUUUACCUUACUGGCUCUGUGCAGGUUUCAGCUAGGUUAGCACUGGCCUCCAACAACUGACAGCAUUAAGCUGGUCAGUGUUUCUCAUUCCGUUAUCAAGACUCAUUCAUGGGGUCAAACCUGACCGACUGGACGAGUGAUUGUUGCUGCUUUUAGAGCUUUCUAGAAUUGGUUGUCCCUGCCAUGGAAGAAAAAAAGAAUAUAUUUAUGAAGAUGUAAAGUAAAUGAAAUGUUGGAAUAUGUUUAAAUCCAUAUCCUAUUUUGAAUACACACAUUUCUACCAUUUCAUAUUUAUUUAUUUUUGUCUAUUUUGACAUGUGGAGAAAUAUUUUGGGACAUUGUACGAGUUUACACAGUAAUGUAUUCAUGAAUGCAAAUGAUAUGCACAGAUAUUUGUGAACACCUCUGCACCGCCUGUCUGAACAUGGAGGUCUCCCCAGGUGACCUGUGUCCUUUUUAUUCCUCUCAUGGCUGGCUUUGCCCCCCCCCCUCUCUUUCUCUCUCUCCCUCUUUCUCUCUCUCUCUCUCUCUCUCCCUCUUUCUCUAUUUUUUCAUUUUCUUCUUCUCUGCCUUCAUGUCGGAGGUUAUUUUUAAACGGUGUGUGUAGUAAAUGGCCGCCAACACGGCCUGUGUCCUCUGGCACACCCCUCCUGCCAUUUUCAGGGGCUUUGUCCCUUGAUGAGCAGAGAAGACCCACCGCUGGGUUUCUUUCUGUUCUCAAACGUCUUCCCUGGCAUGGGGAGAUUUGCUGGGAUUGUGGCGCUGGAUUGGUUCCCUCGUUAGUGCUUAGCGGAGAGGAACAAGGGUUAGCCCAGUCUGACCCCUGUGCCACUCUGCCCCACCCACCACCCCCCUAGCCAUAGAGAGCCACCCCAAGGUCAUGGAGGAGAAGCUCCAAGUUCUGUGUCUGUGACGGCAAAGGGUCAACAGAUCCUCUGUGCAAGGACUCAGCUGUGCUCAUUGGGUGGGAUGUAGUGUUGUUGAUGGACUCUCUGUGGAAUGUGUGAGAAUGUAGUCUGUGUGUGUGUGUGUGUGUGUGUGUGUGUGUGCUGUGCAUUUUUACCCGGACCUGUAGACUGAAGCCACAAUUCAGCUGAUGGUUUCUGCAUGCUCACUGUGAGCGAACGGGGGGAGAAAAGAAAUCCAAAUGUCAUGUCAUCCCUUCUGGAAUAUUUGCGCAUCGCUUCGCUUCUCUUCUGAAUGAUGGGGGUGUGUUUUCUCUUUCUCCCUUUUCUCAUCUUUUAUUUGUGUUGUUUUUUUUUUCAUUGUUGUGUUUGUCUGGUCAAGUGUGAUUCCAUCACAUGUUCAGGUUCCCCCCUCAAACCAACUUGACUUUGGUGUUUGUUGACCACUCCUCUGAGCCUCUCUCACCCCUGUUACAGCCCUGGCUCCUCGUAAGGGCUGUGUUCUCCACGGUAGCUUGCACCCAUGCCAGCCCAAUUGAGGGGGGCAGGGAUAAGAUGCCAUUGUCCAACCUCUCCCUCUCCAACACUCACGGACAAGUUUGGGCGCCACCUUGACACCCAUAGUGUCCCAUUGGGUUCAGGCAUCUGCAGUGCUGCCCUCUAAAGGCCAGUGUGGGAACUUCUCUUUUACCUCCUGAGCUACAAAUAUCAACGUCAAGCCUAAAGAACUUCAUAUUGAGCAUGGUUGACUUUGGGGCUGCUCUGUCCCGUAGACUACAGCAUGAGAGGGGUUCUGGCUGACGACAGACCUGACAUACUCAGCUGGAAAGCCAUCACUGUGGUUGAUGUUAUAGCGAGAACUGGUAUCAGCUUAUUUCAAAAAAGUUAUAAGAUAAUGUUUAAUGAUGUAUAAAACCUGUUGUGUGCGUGUGUGUGUGUGAGUGUGAAUGAUCAGAAUGACAGAUUUUUAAAACACAAUAAUGCAAUGUUUUCCGUUCUUUCCUUGUGCUUAAUUUAAUUUAAUCACACAUUAUUUUAAGAAUGUGCAAUCCUUUCCACACCAUUUCUCAGACCAAUGUGACAGGUUGUGUUCAGUAAUAACAUUUGAUUGCAAAGAACAAUUUUAUUUUGACAUUCUUUGGUAUACCUCCAUUUCCCCAUCGUGGGUAUGUAACGGUGUGUUCAAACAGUUUGAAUAAAUGCAAACAUCUUUUCUCCCUUA
Molecule: messenger RNA, 5935 nt
Organism: Alosa sapidissima (American shad)
Lineage: Eukaryota; Metazoa; Chordata; Actinopteri; Clupeiformes; Clupeidae
Gene: rabl6a
Product: RAB, member RAS oncogene family-like 6a
Exons: 16
Coding region: 459-2759 (766 amino acids)
Cellular component (GO): nucleus; cytosol
Molecular function (GO): GTPase activity; GTP binding
Source: RefSeq, a predicted model, not a curated record